AUGAAUGUGCUCGGCAACACUCCCGUGCCCACGACAGCUGUGGACGCAUGUAUGGACGAUGGUUUCGCACUCGACUCUGGUCUCAAAGUGACAGGAGCUGGAGUCCUGCUGAUGGGAGGAGAAGCCUUCAAGUGGCGGCCAUGGCUGCGCGAGGGAAGGAAAGAAGGCACGAAUGGCGCAGGCGAUCUGGGAGAUGACAACAACGGCGUACGAAGUGUAGGAGGAAAGCUGCAGAACAAGAAGGGUCAGUGGGAUGUCGACAGGCAAGCUUGGGGACUCCUUGACCUCGUCUGGCCGAAGCCAGAUCUUUUGGUCCUUGGUACUGGCUCCAAGAUUGUGCCUCUCAGUCCGGAGACACGACGAGAUAUCAACGAGCUUGGGAUCAAGAUCGAGAUUCAGGAUACCAGAAAUGCGGCUGCUCAGUACAACAUGUUGGCCACUGAGCGUGGUGUGCAGCAGGUAGCGGCGGCGUUGAUACCAGUUGGGUGGAAGGAAGGGAAGUGA
Molecule: messenger RNA, 504 nt
Organism: Fulvia fulva
Lineage: Eukaryota; Fungi; Ascomycota; Dothideomycetes; Mycosphaerellales; Mycosphaerellaceae
Product: NADH dehydrogenase [ubiquinone] 1 alpha subcomplex assembly factor 3
Exons: 1
Coding region: 1-504 (167 amino acids)
Biological process (GO): mitochondrial respiratory chain complex I assembly
Cellular component (GO): mitochondrial inner membrane
Source: RefSeq, a predicted model, not a curated record